CCAGCCGCCGCCCGCCGGGGCGCUCCGCCGCCGGGGCUCGCAGACGGGCUGGGGCCGGCCGGCGCGGGCGCAGGGGGGAAGCGGCGUCCGACGGCAGCGCGGGCAUCCUCGGGCGGGGCCGCGGGACGCGACUCAGGUAACACUUGAGCCUCGUCAUGGGAGCCGUAGUAGCUGAUGAUGGUCCAUCUGGUGUUAAAGCCCCUGAUGGAGGCUGGGGCUGGGCUGUCCUUUUUGGCUGUUUUAUCAUCACAGGAUUCUCCUAUGCAUUUCCUAAGGCGGUCAGUGUCUUCUUUAAAGAACUUAUACGGGAAUUUGGUGUUGGAUAUAGUGACACUGCAUGGAUUUCCUCCAUUCUGUUGGCCAUGCUUUAUGGAACAGGUCCACUCUGCAGUGUGUGUGUCAAUCGCUUUGGCUGUCGCCCUGUCAUGCUGGUGGGUGGCCUUUUUGCCUCAAUGGGAAUGGUUAUAGCCUCCUUCUGCACGAGCAUCGUUCAGAUCUAUCUAACUGCAGGUGUGAUUACUGGUUUGGGUCUGGCACUGAAUUUUCAGCCUUCACUUAUCAUGUUAAACCGAUACUUUGACAAACGGCGGCCCUUAGCCAACGGGCUGUCUGCUGCUGGGAGUCCUGUGUUCCUUUGUGCUCUCUCACCAUUGGGGCAGAUACUACAACAUGAGUACGGCUGGAGAGGAGGAUUCCUUAUACUGGGUGGGAUGCUGCUCAACUGCUGUGUAUGCGGAGCAUUAAUGAGACCUCUGGAGCCACCCAAAAAGUCUGAAGCUACCAAAGAACCAGCUGAGAAGAAAGCAAAGAAAAAACUUCUGGAUUUCAGUGUGUUUAAAGAUGGUGGUUUUGUAAUAUACACACUGGCAGCAUCUAUCAUGGUGCUUGGCCUCUUUGUUCCCCCAGUUUUUGUUGUGAGUUAUGCCAAGGAUUUAGGGUAUCAAGACACCAAAGCAGCUUUUCUUCUGACUAUUCUGGGAUUCAUUGAUAUCUUUGCCCGACCUGUAUGUGGAAUGGUAGCUGGUCUUAAAUGGGUUAGACCACGCUGUGUCUACCUCUUCAGUUUUGCCAUGAUUUUCAAUGGCUUUACAGAUCUCAUGGGUUCCAUGUCUGUUGAUUAUGGUGGCCUGGUGGUCUUUUGCAUUUUCUUUGGCAUUUCUUAUGGAAUGGUAGGUGCUCUUCAGUUUGAAGUUCUCAUGGCUAUUGUUGGUACUCAGAAGUUCUCCAGUGCUAUCGGUUUAGUGCUCCUGGCAGAAGCUAUGGCUGUUCUAAUCGGUCCACCAUCAGCGGGAAAACUCUUGGAUGCAACAGGGAGGUACAUGUUUGUUUUUAUUAUUGCUGGAAUUGAAGUUACCACAUCAGCACUUGUAUUGGCCUUGGGAAAUUUCUUCUGCAUUAAGAAAAAAUCAGAAGAACCAUGUACAAAAGAAGAAGCAGCAGAAAGAGAGGAAUUAAACAAAUCUGAAGACAAAAUGCCUGAAGAUGCCAAGGUGGACUCCAUUGAAGUGGAGCAGUUUCUGAAAGAUGAGCCUGAAAAAAAUGGCGAAGUUGUAACAAACCCAGAAACGUGUGUGUGAGCAUGACAGGAAACCUACAAAGUGUGUAGAAAGAGUUUCAACACUAUUUAUUUUAGAAAUAGAACUAGCUUAGGGCUGGGCCAUCUGCUUUAUUAACUGGAGGCUAGUCAGCUCAUCAGGUCUCUCUGGAAGCUGCCUUGCUAGAAAACCCUUUACCGGAAAAUUAGCUUUAUCAGUAAAAGGUGGAGCAUUGUGGUUUUACUUUUUAUGUAAACUAAAAAGCUUUUGUAAACACAAGUAGAGUUUUGCUAUGCAUCACCAGAAACUGCUCACUUGGAAGAGGUAUAGGAAGAAUAUAUUUUAAGAAAAUGGAAUUAUAUAUAUGUUUUCAGACAAUAUUGGUGAAAUCGCUGUAUUGUGUGGAACGAGUUUGAGAUGGGAGAAAAAUCUCAGGAACUUAAAGGUCUCCAAUAGGUUUUUGAAUUUCUUACUUUUUUAGAUUUUUAGAUUAAUUGGCUCAGCCCUUCUUUAAUUUUGAUAAUAUCUGUUACUUUUAUUUAUGUAAAUGUAUUUCUGAGUUUUGUCUAAACCUGUAAUCUUUGUUAAUUAUCUGGAAAUACUGUACAUGGAAAGGCACAUUACAGAUACUGUCCUGAGCAGAUCACACAAGUGGUAGUCCAAGGUAGGGCUAAAAGAGAAGAAAACAAGCAGAACUGGUCCUGACAGACCGUAAGCAACGUUAGCCUAUAUUUACAUACGUGGUUUUCAGUAUGGUUUCCCUGCAGCACUGAAAAAUAUUACAAGUAACACGGAUACUAGGUUUAGUAGAGUCUUCUGAAAACGUGUCCAUUUUGUAUGUAAAAGAAGCAGCAUAAGUUCCCAGAUGACCUAUAAAUCAGAGUGGGUAGACUUAGGGAUUGAACUAUGUUUCAAGAUAUUUUAAAGCCAGCUUUAAAAUGCAAUGUUAGCAACACAGGAAGGUCUUAAUGUGGUAGUUUUGUUUUUUUUUUUCAUUCCCUAUCCUUUUGCUUCAUCUGUGGAAGUUCAAGGUGCCAUUCUUGCUGGUUGAGGAAAUGUGCUGUAACUGUUAUCACAUGUGUGGCAGCAGUGCAUAAGGAUCAAUUGAGAAUGGGGUCAGCUCUGCUGCUCGUUGCACAAACUGAACAGAGAGUCUCUGGCCAGUCUUCAAAUCUUCUCUGACAUCGGUAUGGAGGAAGGAGAAGAAACAGAAACAGAUCAGACAAGGCAGUGACAGGACAUUUGAAGAAAUGCAGAAAGGGAAAAUAGUAAUUGUGAGGACACUGGGUAGAAAGGGAAGGUAAAAGGAAGCAUUCUCUAGAUUUUUUUUUUCCCCACCCAAACACAUUCAAGAAACACAGUCUUUUAUAUGCAUUCAUGCUACUGCAGACCACCUUUCAGAUGUGUUUAUGAAAAGCUCUCUAGGCUUUGUGAUUGCAGCAGCGGUCUCCAAAACAGACUAAUUGUGACAGAUUCAGUUUCCUUGUUGGUAGCAAAGGAAUACUGGCCUUCAGGUGCCAAAAUUGUUCUGCUUAGUAACUUAAACCUAAAAGACUCUUAAUUCCUUAAAACCCUAUAUCCCUUUUAAAAAGACACCAUCAGUUGUUUCAUACUUGACCAUUUUAACAGAAACAUACAGUGAAUCCAACAAAGUGCCAAACCCAUGAACCAUUCCCCAGUGGAACUGUCUCAGAUAGCAGCUUCCAUCCUGAGAGUUUCUUCAAAUGGUUUUGCAUUGUUAGGACAACCCUGCACAGAAAUGGAAAAGUUAGGAUCACGAUGGAUUUUUCUGAGUGAUUUUAAAAAGAAAUGGAUGCUGCACUGAAUAAACUGUUUAUUUUUAUAUCGCA
This is a messenger RNA of Falco peregrinus (peregrine falcon), 3385 nucleotides long. It is a transcript of the gene SLC16A3, whose product is annotated as solute carrier family 16 member 3. Gene Ontology annotation, cellular component: membrane. Lineage: Eukaryota; Metazoa; Chordata; Aves; Falconiformes; Falconidae. The transcript has 5 exons. Gene Ontology annotation, biological process: monocarboxylic acid transport; transmembrane transport. The record is from RefSeq and is a predicted model, not a curated record. Gene Ontology annotation, molecular function: monocarboxylic acid transmembrane transporter activity. The coding region runs from base 156 to 1577 and encodes 473 amino acids.